AUGUUAUCUGAGGAGCAACGGACCACGCUCAGGGAAGCCAUCAAAAAGUGGCAGAGCCAAUUGAAAACAUGGUUCAAUUCGCGCCACCCCAACAAUGCUCGGAAGGUCGCUUGCAUCACCCUGAUCACGAUGGAGAGCUUAGGCGUGAAGCCCAAGCACCAAGUUCUCAAGGAGCGGGAGGAGUAUUCAAGAAGGUUCUACAAGGAUAGAAUAGAGUCUCACGUGAAGGCGGCACUCGAGCGUGAAAAACUGACGCAUCACGAAUCCCUUAAUGUUGUUAACCGCAUCACAGAUGAACGGUUCGAGCAGGAGGAGGAUUGGGUGAGGAAGCAGGUUUUCGAUGUGAUUGAGGCCAGCAAGAAGCAGUCAGAUGAGAAGAGCUGUGGCGGUGAUACCGAGAGGUCUCCCCGCCAGUACCAACAAGCAAUCAACGACAUGCCGAUUAUCCUGAAGCAGGUAUUCAGCGAGCUGGCGGCAGACUCAGGUUGGGACAUCACAGUCAUAGCGGGAGGACCAUGUCCAGAUGAAGAAGGCGACAUCGUCACCAUUGCGUCGCAUUCUGGAACGACUGAAACUGGUCACACCUUCGGUGACAUCCACCCAGGCAUCAUGACCAAUGUGAUGGAUGCCUUCAUUGAGCAUCUGAAGGUCAUAUAUCCUUCAGAUGUUCAGCGGUGCCAUGCGCUUGAUCUCUCGGAAGAAAGUGCUGCAGAUAUUCUUCCGUCCGCGGCGGGUCCAUCGUCUGCUGGUACAGGAAGGGUAGCUACACCGGAACUCCACCCACUGCACUGCAUGAGCGCUGAGGAUUCAAGACAUGCCAGCGGGAACAACUUUUCCGAGGCUCCUGCUGUUCCACCAUGUCCGUCGGAGCAUGCAUCGCCAUUGCCGCCAUCAUCGCCCACACUCUCACGAUCCCCAUCGCUGUUGCUGCCCUCUUUGUCCUUGCCAUCUUCUUUAGAAUUUGUGGCUUCGUUGACAGGGCCGCCACAAUCCCCAAUCCCCAUGCCGCAGAUACCUCAACCUUCGCUAUCAAACGUGAUGAACACCUCGGGAUAUGCAUCUUCCAACUUUGACCUGGCGGGUCACGCAUCUACCACGUCUGUCGAAAAUGACGUGCUUCUGCAAGUGCCACUGAAUGGGUGGGGUGCCGCAUGGCCAUUGCCAUCGGGUCUCGGAGGUGAGCAAGUACCAUGGUCAGACUUUGAUGUCAGAAUGUGGACGCCCGACACUACCAACUGGGUUAUCAACGAGCUUGGUGUAGGACUUCCUGACCUCAUGGACUCUGCUGCCCCGGCAGCGAUUUCGGUUGACGGAGUCCCAUUGCAGCCAAAUCAGGGUUCCUGUUGGGGUGAUGCCUCCGAUACUGGCAAUACGGUAUCUGGCGCACAUGUGCCUGGACCUCACAUUGCAACCAGUCCAACUGACAUUGCCAACCUUGGUGCAUUCUCCGUUGUGCAAGACCAGCCUAUCGUUCUCCCUGCCACAUCUGAUAUGGCCAGCAGUUCAAUAUUCAGAUUCCCAGUACCACCUCCUGCAUAUGUGAUUCCCAUGCAUGCCCUCACCGCCGCUGCCAUCAAUACCAGCUCCGGGACUUCCAGCGAUGCAGUAUCGCUGCCCGCUGACGUUGUGCAGUCCGGCAUUGAUUCAUCUGCCGAACACGAUGCUCUCUGA
This is a messenger RNA of Sparassis crispa, 1671 nucleotides long. RefSeq lists its product as hypothetical. Bases 1 to 1671 code for a protein of 556 amino acids. The transcript has 5 exons. The record is from RefSeq and is a predicted model, not a curated record. NCBI's taxonomy places the organism in Eukaryota, Fungi, Basidiomycota, Agaricomycetes, Polyporales, Sparassidaceae.